AUGUUGUCGUCUUCGUCAACCAAACCAACCAUGUCAUUUUCUUGUCAUGGCGAUGUUUACUUUACUAACAAUCAAAUCGAAGUAACUUACGCGAUUUCUGCAUUAUAAGUAUUAAAAAAUAAGUUAUGAAUGGUGACACAUUAACAAUUGUUUACCGUAGGAUUUAUUAGUCCUAAAAUGGAGGAUUUAAAAGAAGAAAAUAUUUUGAAUGAUGAGAAUCCUAAUCAAAAAGUUAGUAGUGACAAUGCAAAUCAAAAUUUAAUAGUGUUGUAUGAAGAUACAGACCAAACGUUAUCUAAUGAAACACCAAAUCGCAUAAUCAAUGUCGAUGAUUCUAAAAAAUCUUCAAGUAUGGAAGAUGAUGGGCUCACAGGACUUAGUGAGAUUCAACAGGCUCAAAAUAAAAAUGUUUACACCAAUCAAACAUGUCCAAAUACUGAUUCAAGUGGGAAUGAGAAUGCUUUAGAAAGUGUUUGUGACAAAGCGGUCUCAGUUGGUAAUGUCCAAGAAAUGUUACCUACUCAUAGAAAUUAUGAUAAUGAAGAAGUCAAACACAUUGAAACCAUCAAGAAGAAACUAUUGUAUGAAAUUGAGAGCUUAACCAAAGAAAAACAAACAAUGGAAAGAGAAGUCAUAAAGCUUCGUCAAACUUUCAAUAAUGAAAAAGGUGAAAAAUCAUCUGAAAUCAGCAAGUUGCAAAACAUGUUGAUGAUCUUGAAGCAAGACAAGUUCCGCUUGGCCUCAGACAUUGCUAGUUACCAUCGAGAUAUGGAAAGGUGGCUAACGACAGUUAAAGAGGAUGUUCAGCAAUCUUUUCGGUCACUUGAAGGGCAGCUUCAAAGAGAUUGCCAGGAAAAGAGGGAACUUCUCUCAGAAAUGACCAGCAUGAAUGAGGAGUUGAACAGACGAGGUGAAACUAUCUCUUCGCUGAAGGAAGUGGUGUCCAUGUACGAGAAGAAAGUCAGUGAGCUGAACAAUCAGCAAAACUGCGACCUCAGUACCAUCAAACAGUUGAGAGACGAUCUGGCCGACAGGAACCAGCAACUGCAAGAACUCACCAACCAACAGGAGGCCAACAGUAAUACGAUGAGCCAGUUGCGAGAUGAGUUGAGUAACGCUUCAGCUCGACUGCAGGAUCUGGACAGUCAACAAAACGUGAGCAACAAUACAAUCAAACAGCUGAGAGAUCAGCUCAGUGCUGCCAACAACACAGUGAGUGAACUGGAGACUGAGGUGUCUAGACUGAGAGAACACCAAGGAGGAGACACUGAUCAUCUCAGCACCAGCACAGUAAGUCGAGUAGAGGAGUCUGGCAGGUUGAGGGACGUUGAGGACAGCUUCGAGGAUCGUUACUGCAAGCUUAAAGUAGUGGCAGCAAAGUUGAAGAAACGAGCAACUGAGACGCAGCAGACGUUAGACAAUGAGCGACAGAAGUGGACAACGGAGAGAACAGAAAUGGUCAACAAAAUGAACCAGUUGACUGCAUCAGCUCGGAAUAUGCAGACGCUGCAGCAAGAGCUGGAUCGACUGGCAGACGACCUGGAAGCCGAGCGUAAAGAGGUAAAGGUUCUGAGGAAGGCUGCGACAGACGCCAAGACCUCAGAGGUUAACCUCAAGGUUAAACUGGAGGAGGCUCAGACCAACAUUGAGAUACUCAAGACUAACCUUGAUCUGGCCAUCAAAGAACGGGAUAGCAUUGCCCAAACUCUGGCUGUCAAGGAAGCAGAACUGGAGACAGCUGUGAAGGAGAAAGUUGCUGAGGAACUGAUAAGGAAGGAGAAGGCGAAGGAGGUCACAGAACUAAAGGAGAGAUUGAAGGAGGAGCAAGACAAGAUGGCCACCAUGCAGAAGACUGUGGAAUCUGCCAAACUGGAGGCGAGGAAACAGGGUGUUUUGUCCCUGGAAAUACAGAACUAUGAGAAGAGCCUGUCAGAGUUGGAUGCACAGCUGGGAGCUGAGCGAGGCAGAGUGUCUAGCCUGGAGGCUGAGGUACAGACUCUCCAGGACAUCCGGGACUCCCUACAGGAGCAAAUCAGACUACUGGAGGACAGAGUGACUACAGAGGACAACAGGUGUCAACAGGCUCAGGAGGAGCUGAGCCGCACUCGAGCCACACUCCAUCAAUGUGAGGAGAACAUGGUGGAACUAGAGCGCCGUGCAGGACAGCUAAGCGCACAGUUGGAGAGUGAACGCGCCAGCGCUGAGGCAGCCACACUCGAGUUGGCAUCAUUGUCGUCCGCAGUGCAGACCAACACGGACAUCAUGCUGAAGGAGAAGCAAGAGUUGUCCCAGCAGGUGGCAAGUCUGGACUCACAUGUGGCAACACUGACCAGCACACUGCAGACCAGGGAGGAGGAGUUGGCAGCAGUGCGGGCAGACUUUGACAAGUACAAGGUACGAGCGGCGAGUGUGCUGCGGAAACAUCAGAGCUCGGCUGCUAGUCAGGCGGAGACAGACGCUAUACAACGAGCGGAGGAACUGCGCCAGCUCAACCAGACACUGAAGGCCAAACUGGAUGAAACUGCGACGCGCAUAGACAAGCUGCAGGGCGAGCUAGUGUCAGCCAAUCAUGAGAGAGAGGCUGCUGAGACGCGAUGUGUCAACCUCAACAUUGCUCUGAAUGACAAGACCAAACAGCUGGAGAGGGCUGUCGCUGAACACCGUUCACAGAAACUCAGUCUGGACACUCUAGUCCAGUGUUACAAGAGUCAAUUGGAGGAGAAGGAGAAGAGUUUGCAGGAGCAGUUGGCGUCCCUGACCAAGGAACUGGAGGGAGUCAGAUGUCAGCUGCGGGAGCGUAGCUUGACAGAGGAGCCGGAGACUGCAGCAGUGGCGGAGGAGCUCCCUGUAGUUGUUGGCGGGGGGGCCGGAAUCCGACAAGAGCCCCCGCUGCUAGAGAGAGAAGACGGAGAGGGUUCGGAGUACAUCCCAGAGUAUUCGCCUAGCAACACCCCUCCCCCCAUCUCUCCUAAGCCGCUGCUACCACUGGACAAACUGUUGGAAUCCAAUGACAAUCUCCACGGAGAGAGGGAGUUGGAGGCAGAGUUGGCUCAGUUGAGAUCUGAGCUGGAGCACAGUCGUGUGAGAGCCCAGCACCAGGCAGCACUGCUAGCUGACACUGAGCAGGACGCUGCCCGUAAAGACCACCUCAUAGCUGUGCUGAAGCAGGAGAUAGGACGACUGGAGCGAUGCAUCCAGCGGCAGCCUCACGCCAAAAACACUGAGUACUUGAAGAAUAUCGUUUUCAAGUUUGUUACCCUGGAGGUGGGAGAAGACAGGAUGAGAUUGGUUCCUGUCAUCACUACGUUGCUACAACUCAGUCCUGAAGAAACCCAACAGCUCACCACUAUAGCCAAAGGACAAAGCCCUGAAGGUGGAGGGGGGUGGAGCAGCUACUUGCCUGUGUGGAGAUAAGAACAAGAACAUUCCCAUCGCAUGAUUAUUCGUCUGUGCCUUAGUUGCUGUGCUUGUGAUAACCGGUUCAUAGGUGAACUGUGGUAGUUCUCACGAUUUAGAUUUGCUACUUAUGUAGUUUUUCCUUCAAUACCAUUUUUAAAUAUUCCAAAUAAUGUUUCCUAAUGUAAAGUUAUUAUUAACGGACACGUUGUAAAUGAAAGUUUGUUAAACGCUCAUUUAAAUUGUAAAAUGUUGAGCAUUAAUAUUAUUUGUAAAUAGUUUUAUUGUAGGCCUACACAUUAAGAGCAUAAAUACACAAAUAGUAUUAA
This is a messenger RNA of Macrosteles quadrilineatus (aster leafhopper), 3725 nucleotides long. It is a transcript of the gene GCC185, whose product is annotated as GRIP and coiled-coil domain-containing protein 2. NCBI's taxonomy places the organism in Eukaryota, Metazoa, Arthropoda, Insecta, Hemiptera, Cicadellidae. The record is from RefSeq and is a predicted model, not a curated record. Bases 178 to 3414 code for a protein of 1078 amino acids. The transcript is spliced from 18 exons.